Trichoderma gamsii is the source of this 2625-nucleotide messenger RNA. RefSeq lists its product as hypothetical. The record is from RefSeq and is a predicted model, not a curated record. The transcript is spliced from 6 exons. The coding region runs from base 1 to 2625 and encodes 874 amino acids. Lineage: Eukaryota; Fungi; Ascomycota; Sordariomycetes; Hypocreales; Hypocreaceae.
AUGGACGGAAAAAACUUUGAUAACAACAGUCAAGGUGGAAACACUAAAACAAAUGGUGCAUCUCAGAACUCCAAUUCUGGAAGUGAUAAGAAACCAUCGCCAAAAAUGACGAACGAGAUGAAAAAUCUCCAAAACAAUCUUGUGAUGAAGGAAAGGACCAGAUCCAGCGCCAAAGGCGUCCUCAAUUGGUCGGUGAACGAUAACCUUAGUAAGACAUGCAGAAUCGCCGCUUGCACAGUCCAAAGCAUCCAAGGGGGCGAUCCAAUGCCGAGCCCUUUUGCGCCAACUGUCGUUGGCACGGCCGAGAACGCUGAUCCCUCACUGUACCUCAAAGUCACUUGGCAGAGCAUUGCUCAUCUCUUCUCCUAUUACAUGGACGGAACCGAACAAAAUAUGAAAAAGGUUCUGCACGAAACCAAACAAAAUGUGAGAAAGUUUGUGGGCGAAACCAAUAGCAAUAAAGAUGAGAUAGAAGAAGAAGAAGAAGAAGAAGAAGAAGCUAUCUUUGGGGUGGCUGAUAUCGCGGAGGAAAAGAAAGGUAUCGCGGAGGAAGAUCUGGAGAAUGGCGGAGAGGUACUCGAAAUUACCGAUCGCUCUACCGAAAUCACCUCGAAUCGCAACAGAUGGCCGACGAUGCCCAAAUUCACCAAGGGAAAAAUUGUCUACAUUCCCAUUGCUUUCUUGCAUGCACUAGCUAAAAAGGAGAAGCAUCCAUGGCUCAAGCUCGACAGCAUGAGAGGCGCCCCUCGCGACGGCUUGAUAUUAGACAACGGGCCCCUCAAGUUCGCGAAAAGUGUCGAGCUUUUUACUAAAGAAGAUACUUCAGGAAGUAAUGCUUCGUUCAGGCGACAAGAAGGAUCUCUUUGGGUGGCCCUUCGCGACGGGAAUGGUCGUCUUAUCUUCUGCCUGCACGACAGUUCCUGGAAUUGGUACAGCUACCAAGCAGCCAACCGCCUCAAGAUUGCGUGGAGAGCUGCUCUGGGUGCCAUCACACCUCCCUCGAGGGCAAGUGGAGGCAAACCGCCGCGGUACCAAACGGUGCCUGUGGGUGAGCUGAAGAUCAAGAUAACAGCUGAAGGCAAAGCGCGGUGGCAGGGCCGCACUGGCGGGGCUGAGGCUUUGUUUGAGACCUUCAUCACUGAAAUCAACAGGAAUUUGAAAGCGGAUGACACAAAGGUAUCUCUUUGCGCUGAAGAUGGCAUCCCGUCCGACUACCGUCUACUUUCAGAAGACCCAUUUGGACUUUACAGAACAUACAUUAGUUCCGAAGGCUAUAACCGCUAUAUGAACUUCUUGCUGCUCGGUGCUGUCCCCAUAGAGAAGCAGGUCGAAACAUAUAGACCGCUCAGGGAAACCAUCGACACUAGUGCUGUCCCCGGAAACAUGGAGACUGAAACAGAUGAAUCCCUUAGGGAAACCAUAGACACUAAUGCUGUCCCCGAAAACAUGGAGACUGAAACAGAUAAACCUCCAAGGGAAAUCAUCGAUACUCGUGCUCUUCCUAGGAGAUUGAAGAAGCCCAGGAGAUUGGAGAAAACAGAAGAAGUGGAAGAGGACGAAGCGGUUGAGAACGGAAAUCAAAACAAAAAAGAUAAGAUCAUCCCGUUGAACAGUAUGAGGAUCAACCAGAGAACGAUGAAGGAUAGAGACAAGAAUGAUACGAACGGUCCCAGAAAUAAGGGUAGGGAUGCCAUCAAGAAAGGCGACAUCCGGAGGAAAGCCCAUGAACGGUCGUCCGGAGACAUCCAAACCUUGACCGUUGUGAGUGUCAAUGCCCGGAAAAUUACACUGGCAAAAGGCAAACGCAAGUCCGAGAGUAGAGACCAGAAAGCUGUCAUGGCCGCUAGCGCACCAGUUUGGCUGCAUCUAUCUGCAUACUCUUGGGGUGGUCUUGCCGAUCCUCAACCAGAUCCCACGGAGGAAGGUAUAGCAGGCAGCAGUCAGGUCCAUUCGAAUUUCGUCCUUGGUACCUCGGAAACCAACUCAGUUAUGACCAGAUGGGAAAAGGCCUGGCAAGACCUAAUUGCGCAUGAGGGCGACCUACUCACCGCAGCAGGCGGAGAUGGCGGAUCGUACGGUGGUCAACUCACAAUCAUUCGCCACCCGUUCCGCAACAUCAGCCCCCCGAAAGAGAUAUCCGAGCCUGAUCAAAACAAGGGAGCUUCCAGUACCGAGAUUCAGGGGCCAACCAACCUGAAAACGAUCAAACCACCUGGGCCCCAUGAUGACGGAGAUAAAUACAAACAAAAGCCCAAGCCUCGGAUACCUCUCAAAACGGGAACCACGGUGUUCGCAUCUUUCCCGCACGAUGUUGCGUAUGCACCUUCUAAGGAAAACCCCGAUAUUAUUCGAUGGGCUCCCAGAAGUACGGUGCUGGAUAAAGAGCUCCAGCGAGUGGCAAAAGAGUUCCGCUGGGUCUGCUACCAAUUCGACUACGACCUUCACAUCAAUGCUCCCAGCAAGAUCCUUAUGCGGAACGGCUUCAGGGGAAGGGCUCAAUUUCAUCCGUUCAGAAGGAUGCUGUAUCACAAGAUUGAGCGCGACCUAGAUGCAAAAGUGUGGAAGGUGAUGCUAAACGAAGCUUUGAAAAAAGAUUCAAAGACUGGGGAGACGACUACUCCCUGA